CAUCUGAUGAGUCAUGUCAUAUGGUUACCAAUUUGGCGUUAGGAUAUUCAGUGGUAAAGAUGAGUGUAGAAGUCGAAUAGUGUCAAUUUUGCGGGUAUCGAAUGUUGUGUUUAGCGUUGGGGUUGUUCUGUGCUGUUCAGUAUGAGAUACACACUCGAACAAAGAAUAUUCAUGUACGAAGAGUACAUAAAACACAAAUCUUUCGUGGAAUGUUGCGUUGGUUUUAUACAAAAGUACCCUGGUGUCAGGCUCCCCAGAAAGUCAGUGGUUCGAAAGUUAGUGACAAAAUUCCGUAAAACAGGCUCCUUGUUGGAUGAAACGGAAGAGAUUGACAAAAGGCAGAAGACAAUCCUUGCACAAAAUAAACUACAAACCUCUCAGAAGACUUCACGUCCUGUUUCUAGGCAGCGUAGAUUAGGUGGACCAGUUACCAGAGCCAUAACGCGAGAUAUGAAGGUGUCUGGGGGUGACACCCCACUCAGUUGCAGAGAAGCAUCCCAGGAAGCUGACCCUUUUGCGUUUGUGGGACUCAAAUGUGAAGUUGCGGAUGGCAUCAUCAAUUUGGAGAGUGAUUCAGACAGCGAUAUGCAGGAUCCCUGUGUUGAGUCUCAAAUGAUAUCUGUGAAAGAGGAGCCGCCAGACAUGAGCAGCUGUGAGUCAUCUGACAGUGAUUUUAAAGAGGAAGAUGAGAGUGACAUGUGUGAGAUGGAAGGAAAGAGCAUUUCAGACAGCGAUGUAAAGGAACACUGUGAUGGGAAUCGACUGAUACAUGUGAAAGAGGAGCCGCCCAAUGCAACCAGCAGUGCUUCUUCAGCUGAUGAAGUGGUGCAGAAGCGAUUCACAUAUGACACUGUUAAACAGGAAAUUCCGGAUGAUGCAUAUGUCAGCGGGGUACAGAGUGACUUAGGUGCCACACAACAGUGCCACCGUGACACUCUGCAGCUGCCAGUUACUACAAGUAGUUCCCCAAUUUUUGAGAGCAGAGCAGAGCAGGUGCAAGUCUUGUUCACAUCUGUAAAAGUUAAAUGUGAAGUUAAGGAUGAAAUAGAAGCUAAGGAAGGCCCCAGAUGAAUCAGCAGUUCAGCAUGGAAUACAAUUUGAGGAUGAAUGUAGAUUCAGCAUGUCAGAAAACAGAAUGGUAUGUCCAACACUUCCACCUGCAGUUGCCUGUCAACAUGUGACUGCAGUUUCUCAGUUGCCAUUCAUAUCAUUCACUGUGGAAUACAGUUGUAUGCAGUAGUAGCAGCUGCACAGUGCGCUUCUGUGGAGAAAUUUGACGCUGUCUGUUGACAGUGACUUGAAAUGAGAAGCACAAUUUUAUCCAAAGGAUAUAGGAACUUUUGGAGUAUGGGUUUCUGGAUUAUUAGUAUUGACCCUGAAGAUGGAGGGGGUAUAUUAGUGUGAAACAUUGGUACUCGCCUACUGGUGUACGUAGUGUCAUAGCCAAUAUCAUACCACAGUCUAUGUCUGCAGAACUGUCAAAACCAGAAAUCAGACAUGAGAACUAGUUGCAGUAAUUGUGCGCAGCAGAAGGUUUUGAUUCCAGCUGACAGCCAGUUGCACCGAGUGUGUGGCAGUAAGUUUUGAUUCCAGUUGCACUGUGUGUGUGGCAGUAAGUUUUGAUUCCAGCAAACAGCCAGUUGCACUGUGUGUGCGGCAGAAAGUUUUGAUUGGAGCCGACAACCAGUUGCACUGUGUGUGCAGCAGAAGGUUUUGAUUCCAGCUGACAGCCAGUUGCACCGAGUGUGUGGCAGUAAGUUUUGAUUCCAGCCAACAGCCAGUUGCACUGUGUGUCCGGCAGAAAGUUUUGAUUCCAGCCAACAACCAGUUGCACUGUGUGUGCAGCAGAAGGUUUUGAUUCCAGCUGACAGCCAGUUGCACCAAGUGUGUGGCAGUAAGUUUUGAUUCCAGCCAACAGCCAGUUGCACUGUGUGUGCGGCAGAAAGUUUUGAUUCCAGCCGACAGCCAGUUGCACUGUGGUGUGACAUGUUUGCUAUACCCUUGUGCCAGUCAGAGGACCUGUCUGUGAGAUUUGAGGUUCUCACUGUGAAUGUGAAGGUUAGUGCCUUCUGGGAGAUGAUGCUCUGCAAUCCAGUAGUAAAGUUCCACGCCUCUACCCUGAAAAUGGAGACAGCAGGUUCCUGCAAAGCACUGGCACCUCUCUGCUUGAGAACAUAGCAUCAUAUCCCAGAAGACGGUAAUCUUCAAAAAUUUUCUGUCAGCAGCUCUCUCUUCUUGUUCUACUGUUCAAGCUUUCAGUCAUCAUGUCACAAUGUGUUCAAGGGUGUCCUCUUUUUUUACACAUAGCAAUGUGAAAUUAACCAUAAGUUAUUUUCCUCAUCACAGAUAUGUUUCUUACAUGAAUUGUUAUACAGUAUUUUAAUUUUCAGUUAUGCAUUUUGCUGCAGUGAUAAAUAAAUUAUUGGAAGGAGAUAUGUCCAGACUCAUUCUUACAAGUAGUUCCUAAAAGUAUCAAAUCCAACUCAACAUACUGGUGCAAGAGAGGCUGAGAGAGAAGAAUGUUUGUGUUCGGAGAAUAUCUUCACACGUUUGCUGCACAAUUGAACAUAAAGGACACUUGGAAUUUAAUUUAAACAUUGAAAGUGUGAGGUUAUCAUUUUAGAAUGGUUUCUGCUAUUGGAAGUUCAAUAUUUACACUACAGAUGUUUCUGUGAAUAACAGAUUUCACAUGAUGUCCAUUGUCUCUGUGAAUAACAGAUUUCAUAUGAUCUCCAUGUAGGAUAGUUGUUAUGGGAUUUGUGAUCGAAAAAGUGACAUUAUGGAAGGACUUUCUUCAAGCCAUUUGAUUUUUUCCUGACAGUUAUCAUUCCAGCAAUGCUGCGUAGUCAUCUGUCAUCAGAGGCUGGCACAAUAGGUUCUGUACCAAGGUACUCUAUGUCAAUACUCUGUGCCGAGAUGCAUUUGUAUAGUAUGUUCAAGCCCAAAACCUGCAGAAGUAGUGAACAUAAGGAACCAGUAACAAUGUCAUAUGUUUCUGACAUUACAAUGCUGCUGAUGCAGAAUAACUGAAAGGCUGUAUUUAUGUCAGAGAAAAACUACCUCGUAGUAUAGUGCAGAAAACAUUUAUUGGAUUCUGUUUUUUUUAUAAUUUAAUUUCUUACUGAGUGACAACUUGUGUGACUUUAAACCCAUUUUCUUUCUGCCGUGGUUUGUUCAGCAGUUUCAGCACUGACAGAGCUAUGUACAUAGAUGUAUGAGUAACAUGUGUUUAAUUGAAACUAAUUGUUGACAUAAAAAUAAUUUUUUGCUGCAUUAGCUCCUGGUUUUUUACUGUAUUGUGCAAUGAGCACUUGUUUUAGCCAUUUGUAUCAUGACUUACAAAAAUUUAAGAUACUUAUUUCAGCUCAUCUUAUCUUUCCUAACACUUCAAGCUGUCUUGUUGCCUUGCUCUUUCUGUUGUGUUCUUCCUGUCUUACACUCAUUCAGGUUUCCAUAAUACAAGUAUUUUUAAUUAUAUUCAGUUACUGAUAUCCUUAGAUUGGCCCUUUGAAAUAAAUUUCAUCAAAAUAAUA
Molecule: messenger RNA, 3533 nt
Organism: Cryptotermes secundus
Lineage: Eukaryota; Metazoa; Arthropoda; Insecta; Blattodea; Kalotermitidae
Exons: 7
Coding region: 142-1071 (309 amino acids)
Source: RefSeq, a predicted model, not a curated record